Oncorhynchus mykiss (rainbow trout) is the source of this 1802-nucleotide messenger RNA. RefSeq lists its product as uncharacterized. NCBI's taxonomy places the organism in Eukaryota, Metazoa, Chordata, Actinopteri, Salmoniformes, Salmonidae. The record is from RefSeq and is a predicted model, not a curated record. Gene Ontology annotation, molecular function: protein binding.
CAUGAACAAAACCUCCACUGCAUCUAUUUGAGCACCUUGAUCAGAGAGAGAUUCAAUCAGGCAUGGUAAAACAACACGUUUCGGCUUGUUUCUUUUGAAAAACGACAUUUUUUACAACUAGCAUCUCAGUAGUUUGAAAUGGAUUAUCAACGCCGUAUUACCUCAUAUCCUUUGAGAAUACUUUGCUUUUUUAAUCUGGUUUGUUCUGUGUUGUUGUCUAGCUGUCCUCGUACCUGUGACUCAGGCUUCAUCAUUAACAAGUGUAAGUGUGUCCCUUGUCCCAAUGGUUACUACUGGUACAAGCUUAAUGGCCGUCCUAAGUGUGACUUCUGUACUAAAGCCUGCUCAGUUGAUCGGCACUUGACACAGGUGAAGGAAUGCCGCCGGGACUCAAACCGGGAGUGCCACUGUGUCAGGGGCUUUUUCUGUGCCAGCACUGCCCAGUAUACCUGCAGGAGGUGUAAACCGUGCGUGUCUGGCACCUUCUCCAACACAGCAAACCUAGCCACGUCCUGCAAACCCCACACAGUUUGUGGCCAUAAGGGAAUGACCAUGGUAACAGAGGGCACUGCCUCUCAGGAUCGUGUGUGUGCCCAGACUUCCCCCACCUCUCCUACAACUACUGCACUUCCACCUGCUCAAAGCUCAAAGAUGUCCCUUCGUUCUGCUAUAUCCAGUGGUGUCGGCACCAACAGAGAACUCCUCAUCGCGAGAUCCGCAUCUCGACUGGUUUGGUCUCCUGAGAACGUUCUCAUCAGGUCCUCUCUGUCCCAAGCCAGGAGAGACCCCUCCAUCUCCCUCGCAACCAAGCUCACCACCAGGAGAAAGCCAUGCAAGGUGGACAGUGACACCUCACCUGCAGAGUCUGCCUCUGCACCCCCUCUUACCACAAAAGACAAUGACUCACCUCAUCUCCCAGUCCCAGCCUCUGGACAGAGCCCUCCCAGUCUCCCUUUGCUGCUGCUGAUAGUUGGGCUCUUAGGGGUCACUCUGCUGCUGAUUGGUUACUUUGUGGGGUGUAGGGGGAGGUCACUGGAGUCCAUGCACAAGUGGAAAGGUCCAAUAUUUCGGAAAUAUAUUUGUAAGGAAAGUCUGAGAGGGAGCUAUAAAGCGUGGGAGUGCCAGCCUUGUCCUGCUGCCCUACAGACGGCUUCCUAUAAGCAGGCCAAGCUGCCACAGGAGAGAAUCCCACACCUGGAGGCCCAGCAUCUUCUGGGGAGGGAGACUGGGGGAGAUCCUAGACAGGAGGGUACAGGGUCACAACUUCCAGGGGGCAUGCAGAAUGUCUCAGUAGAUCCCUCUGGAGGAGAAAACAUUAGCAACAUAGUAGGGUCCAUAUACAUCUACUCUCCAGGGACGGUUGUCCUGGGAUCCAACAAAUCAGACAGGGAGGGGGAUCAAGGGGAGAGUGGAGGAGAGGGCUGUCCCCUCACCAGCAAGCCCCAGCAGGAGUCCUCCUACCCACUCCCUUGGGGCUCCGCUCUGGGGCCAGAGGGAAUGAGUACGCCGAAGGAUACCUGCAAAGAGCUGAGCUACCCCGUGCCAGCCACCAGCAAUUGAAAACUAUGAAAAAAAUGGUGAGGGGGUGUGAGGGGGGGGGGGCAGGUUCAGUCAAUAUCAUACCAUCUCUGGGAGAGGGAGACUGAAUAUUAUUUGCUACUGUAAAGACAGACUGAAUAUUAUUUGCUACUGUAAAGACAGACUGAAUAUUAUUUGCUACUGUAAAGACAGACUGAAUUGCAAAAUACACUGGGGUCUAUGGGCCUUCUAUUAUUAAAGAGUGACAACUUGUUUGAACUGCA